Molecule: messenger RNA, 632 nt
Organism: Theobroma cacao (cacao)
Lineage: Eukaryota; Viridiplantae; Streptophyta; Magnoliopsida; Malvales; Malvaceae
Source: RefSeq, a predicted model, not a curated record
ACAGAACCGUCAACCAAACUGAUUACUUUCAGAGAGAGAGGAGGAGGAGAAACAUGGAGGAAGCAAAAGGGGUUGUGAAGCACGUAUUGCUGGCAAAGUUCAAAGAUGAAACCACAGCUGAGAAGAUUGAGGAACUCAUCAAAGGCUAUGCCAAUCUUGUCAAUCUCAUUGAACCUAUGAAAGCUUUUCAAUGGGGUAAGGAUGUCAGCAUUGAGAACCUGCAUCAAGGUUUCACUCAUGUGUUUGAAUCCACAUUUGAAAGCACUGAGGGCAUUGCAGAAUAUGUAGCUCAUCCUGUUCAUGUCCAAUUCGCAAACUUGUUCCUAGGCCACCUGGAGAAGGUCCUUGUAAUCGACUACAAGCCCACCAUUGCUCGUUGCUAAGUUCAAAAAAGUAUGGAACUUGUUGUCUUGUCAGGUAUCCUGCAAUCUAGUUUCUGAAUGUUGAGUUUUUCAUGGUUCUGGUCCUGUCUGUUGGAUUAAAUCAAAAGAUAGCUUGGCAACAUCUUGACGUCUUGUAUCAAUGCUGUUCUUGUUCUCCUUGUUUCAUGUUCUGGAAUGUAUCUUUUGACACAAACAUUGGGCUUGAGUGAUUCCACCAGGGUCACCAAAGCUCAAAAUUCGAGUACAAUC